ACCGUUCGAAGUUUCUCGCCCGGACCAGUCAUCCGAGCACAAUCAGCGGUACAGCAGCAGCAGCCGGUGAACAUGGCCGAUAUAACGUACACCGGUGUGGACAACGAGGUAUCGGACAUUCUGAACAAAUGUUUCGUCACGAGCUUCCGGAACGGGUACAUCAAAGCCAACGGCGUCGUGAUGCCUGUGUACUUCGAGAAGUUCGGACAACGCAUCCAGGACAUGGACGUCAGGGACGACGACAUAUGGGUGUGCAGCUAUCCGAAAACGGGAACCACGUGGUGUCAGGAGAUGGUAUGGUGCAUUGCCAAUGAUUUGGACUUUGAAGGAGCCAAACAAUUUCUGCCCGAAAGAUUUCCAUUCUUAGAUCACACGCCUCUGUUUGACUAUGAAAAAGUGUUGCCGGAAAAACCGGACCUUAAACUCCCGUUGUACGUGUCCGAUUCAAUAGAAUACAUCAGCACAAUGAAAUCGCCAAGAUUUAUCAAGACCCAUCUACCUUUUAAGCUUUUGCCCAAACAACUUAGAGAUGGAUCAACUAAAGCCAAAAUUGUGUACGUAUCCAGAAAUGCCAAAGACACAUGUCUUUCAUACUUCCAUCACAGUCGCCUGUUAGAAGGCUAUACGGGGAAUUUCGAUGAUUUUUGUAAAUUAUUUACCUCCGAUUCCCUCUGUUUUAGUCCAUUUUUCGAACAUAUACUUGGUUACUGGGAUCGGAAAGACGAUUCGAAGUUGCUCUUCUUGAAAUACGAAGAUAUGAAAAAGGACUUACGUUCAGUGAUUCGUCAAACGGCCAAGUUUUUGAACAAAGAAUUGCUCGAUGACCAAGUAUUAGUUUUAGAGGAUCAUUUGAGCUUUGAAAGCAUGAAAAACAACAGAGCUGUGAAUUACGAACCAGUAAUUGAGAUCAAUAAAACUCACAAUUUAAUCGAUGCAGACGGGACUUUUAUGAGGAGUGGUACAGUUGGGGGAGGCAAACAAAAAAUGUCACCAGAGUUCGUAAAAAUUUUUGACGAUUGGGAAGAAAAAUGUUUAGAAAAAUGUUCGUUGAAGUUUUAAAAUAAGAUGAAUGAAACAGAAUAAAUAAAAACAUAGUUUUAGCUAAAAACAAUAAAUUAUUACAUAGUUAGUAGUUAUUAACAUAUUGCUUGCGAUUUAUAAUUAAAUUAUAAUAAAUUAAAAUUGAUAAUUCA
This is a messenger RNA of Sipha flava (yellow sugarcane aphid), 1193 nucleotides long. RefSeq names its product amine sulfotransferase-like. Bases 73 to 1059 code for a protein of 328 amino acids. NCBI's taxonomy places the organism in Eukaryota, Metazoa, Arthropoda, Insecta, Hemiptera, Aphididae. Gene Ontology annotation, cellular component: cytoplasm. Gene Ontology annotation, molecular function: sulfotransferase activity. The record is from RefSeq and is a predicted model, not a curated record. The transcript has 6 exons. Gene Ontology annotation, biological process: sulfation.